AAAAAAAAAAAAAAGAAAUGAUUGAUAAAUACUCUUCUUUUCAAUCUCAUUUACCUGAUCAUAGACGAGCAUCAGCACCUAUUCGACAUGGAUUUAAUCAACAACAAGAAAAGAGACAUAAUAGUGUUGAUUAUUAUUCAAAUCAACCGUAUCGAUUAUCUAUUGCAGAACGAUUUAUGUCAUCAAAACAAGAUUAUUGGAAUUAUCCUUCAAAUGUCAAGAUCAAUAUAGAUGAUCAAAUAUCAAUGGAUUCGAGUCCUGUUCAUCCUCAUUCAUUAGUCAGGCCAGACGAAGUACCAAAUGAAACUGAUACGUCCUUUACUCUUCAUCAAAAAAACGAUACUGAUACCCCAUUGAAAUAUACCACUCGAAAAUCGCAAUGCUCAACUCAAAAGACGAAAAGAAAUUAUUCUCAGGAUGUUUCAGUACAAACAACUGUCGUUCAUAAUAAAAAGUCAAGUUCAACCAUCAGUACAACAACAGAACAAAAAAAAAGUAAUCAAGUGGAAAAUAAUAAUAACAACAACAAGACAGACCAAUCGACAUGUUGUCAUCGUGGGUUUUUAUUAUUAUGUGUGUUCUUUUUUAUCUUGGUAUUUGGUAUUGUCCUCUUCUUGAUAUGGCCACGAGUACCGUUAUUCCGGAUAGAAGGGGCUAGUUUGGUAACACCUGUGGAAAUAGUACAAACACGACAAGGUUGGAUGGAAAAUGUGAUGUUUACGACUCGUUGGCUGGUGAAUGUGACAGUGGACAAUCGACAAAACUAUAUUCCAACACGAUUAAACAAGGUUGAAGUGAUUGUCAAGGAUGCAUUGACCAAUGCUUUGAUUGGUAAAGGUGCAAGAAAUAAUAAUAGUGACGACAAUGCAACAAUGAUGGAUGUGGUGCUGAUAGAUGAUAUUUCAACCGUCUCUUUUUUGGUCAAUGUGAACUAUCAAGCUCGUGAUACGUCUGAUACUACCUUUUUGGACUUGACUCAUGCAUGCCAUCGUACUGUCAAUUCCUCUCCUUCCUUACCACUUCAUUUUUGGUUUACCUUGUAUAUGUUUGGUUUUGACUGGUUGGGCUUUACUCCUACGAUCAUCGCUACUCCUGCUUCUAGUGGUUUCAUUUGUCCAAUAUGAUUCUCUUUAUUAUUUUAGUUUGGCUAUUGUUAUACUUGUUUUGGUAGAUAGGUUGAUUUACCUGCAUCUCUCUCUCUCUCUCUGUGUUACACCUAUUUACUAAAAAAUAAAGAUAAAAGGAACACCCUUUUUUUUUCAUUGUCCUUUGUGAUCAUUG
Molecule: messenger RNA, 1281 nt
Organism: Halteromyces radiatus
Lineage: Eukaryota; Fungi; Mucoromycota; Mucoromycetes; Mucorales; Cunninghamellaceae
Exons: 2
Coding region: 18-1124 (368 amino acids)
Source: RefSeq, a predicted model, not a curated record